GAGGAAUGACGGUGUCCCUGGAAUACUAGACAUACUCGGAUUUCCUUGCUAACUAAUUUCAUUUUGUAAAGUCUAACGCGAGAUCAACUCCAUGGCUGAGAGAAGACUUCUCCCCCAGGAUGACGACCAAGGUUCCCUGCUUUUCAAACUUGGGACGGACAGCCCCAAACCCAGGGUGAAGUUCGGAGGCAUGUUCUGUAACAUCGAAGGGGCUUAUGAGAAUAAGACUCUGAAUUUUGAGUCGUACAGCCCCAGCUCUGCCAGGAGGAACCCCAAAGGACGAGUCGGUGAUCAGAAAGACAAUUUCAGCGAUACUUCGAGUGUCGGCAACUUCUGUGUGAGUCAAACGCCUCCGAGCCGAACACAGCCGCCCACCCCGUUAAGUGCCUCACCGGGUCAGACGAUCGUAUACCCCAUAGGACACAACCGUCUUCAAAACGAAAGACGAGAGGGUGAUAAACUCAUCAUUAAAGGAGGAAAAAUAGUAAAUGACGACCAGUCGUUUUAUGCCGAUAUUUACAUUGAAGAUGGGAUUAUUAAGCAGAUUGGAGAGAAUCUCAUUGUACCUGGUGGUGUGAAGACAGUGGAUGCAUACGGGCACAUUGUGAUUCCGGGUGGUAUCGAUGUGAACACAUGUCUCCAGGCCUCUCACAUGGGCAUGAGCCCGGCAGAUGAUUUCUAUCAGGGCACUCGUGCUGCUCUGGCUGGAGGAACCACCAUGAUCAUUGACCAUGUUGUGCCUGAACCGGGAACUACUUUACUGUCAGCGUAUGAACAGUGGAGGGAUAUAGCAGACAUGCGGUCGUGCUGUGAUUAUUCUCUGCACAUUGACAUCACACGCUGGCAUGAUGGUCUGUUUGAGGAGCUGGAGACUCUGGUCAAAGAUAAAGGUGUAAACUCUUUCCUUAUCUUCAUGGCUUACAAGGACCAGUAUCAGAGCUCUGAUUCUCAGAUCUAUGAGAUGUUUAGUGCUAUGAGAGAGCUGGGGGCCAUCGCACAGGUUCAUGCUGAAAACGGUGACAUCGUUAAGGAGGAACAAAAGAAGGUUUUGGACCUGGGGAUCACUGGGCCAGAGGGACACGUGCUGAGCCAUCCAGAGGAGGUGGAAACUGAGGCUGUGUAUCGAGCGAUCACCAUUGCUAAACAGGCCAACUGUCCGCUCUACAUCACCAAGGUGAUGAGCAAAACAGCUGCUGAUGUCAUCGCCAAAGCCAGGAAAAAGGGUAUGGUCAUCUAUGGGGAACCAAUCACGGCCAGCCUCGGCACGGACGGAUCACACUAUUGGAGUAAAAACUGGGCCAAAGCUGCGGCGUUUGUGAUGUCCCCGCCCCUCAAUCCUGAUCCAAGCACUCCAGAUUACCUCAAUUCACUUUUAUCCUGUGGCGAUCUUCAGGUUACGGCCAGCGCACACUGCACCUUCACUACCGCUCAGAAAGCCAUCGGGAAAGACAACUUCACCCUCAUCCCAGAGGGAACCAAUGGCGUUGAGGAGCGCAUGAGCAUCAUCUGGGAAAAAGCUGUGGCGACAGGUAAAAUGGACGAGAAUGACUUUGUCGCGGUAACCAGCACCAACGCUGCGAAAAUCUUCAACGUGUACCCUCGCAAGGGCCGAAUCGCUACGGGAUCGGAUGCUGAUCUUGUUAUCUGGAACACCAAGGAGACUAAAACCAUCUCUGCCAAAUCUCACAACCUGAAUGUGGAGGUGAAUAUCUUUGAGGAAAUGGAGUGCCGUGGCUUCCCUGUUAUAGUCAUCAGUCAGGGCAGGAUCGUUCUAGACGAUGAAAAACUCAAUGUAACAGAGGGUUCAGGGCGUUUCAUCCCCAGGAAAGCCUUUCCAGACUUCGUCUUCAAGAGAAUCAAAGCCCGAGGAAGGAUGGCCGAUGCUCGCGGCGUUCCCAGAGGAAACUAUGAUGGCCCGGUUCAUGAUGUCAUCAGCAUGACUCAAUCUGUGCCAGCCACACCGACCACUAGAGGACCCUCGUGUCCAGGCAAAACUCCACUCGGGCCAGCCAGAAACUUACACCAGUCUGGAUUCACCCUGUCUGGCACUCAAAUGGACGACCACAUUCCCAGGCGCACCUCGCAGAGGAUCGUAGCGCCCCCUGGAGGCCGUUCUAACAUCACAUCCCUCUCUUGAGCCGUGUGUGCACCCAGGGAUCCGAGCCACGUAGCAGAAGUUCCACUUCCCUCACCUCCCGAUUUUAUAACAUCUAUACCAUGCAAAUAUUUAUUCCAAUAAAUCCAUAAACGCUCCAUGACCUCCAGUAGGCUAUGCAGCUUGUCAUGAAUUCAUAAUCUUUCUGUGUAUCCGCCUCUGUUGUUAUCUGAUCAGACUCACUCAUAAUGUAGCAUGCUCCUUUGAUCAGAUCAGACUUAGUUCUGCUUUAGCGUAGCAUCGAUGGCAUAAAGACGGCUAGUGAUUGUUGUGUUUGUGAACUGACUGCAUCUCAUUCACUGCCUUUAAACCUGCGCUUUUCUCCUCCAGCAGCAUCAGAAUAGAUUUAAGUGAAAUUUGUGAUUUCUGCGCCACUAGCAGCACCAGAUGAGAUCGGGCCAGUAUGGAAGCAACAUUGAGAGAUGUACUGUACUUCAUUUAAACUCUCGGUUGUUUGUUGCCAUUGGUGAUGCAGGAAUGACCUGUGUGGCCCUUAGGUGCCGUAAUCUUUUAGUGUGCUUUAAAGGAACAUCACUGAUAGUCUUAGUGCUAGAGUGUUAAAAAGAAAGUUACCAAUAACCUUGUCCAUGAUGUAUCCCUGAGAAUAGAGCAAAAUAUGUAUUGUAGACUAAUGCUUAUAACCACAUCUAUGAUUUACAGAUUUUUGCAGAGAAAAGUGUCUUUGUGCAAACGCUCAUCACACAGAUACGGCGAACAGCAAUACAUUUUUGUAAGUUUCUACAACAAAACAAUUGGUGCUCUCGAUCUUUGAACACAUGCCGGUGUGUUCAAGUGCAGACGUCACUUUUUGAACCCAGACAAAACUUUUGAAUUGUUUUGAGGUGAAACCUUGUUUAUAUUUCUGUAAUGCAAUACAUUACAGAGAGCCUUUUGUAGUCCUUACCAGUUUGCUGGAAAAAUACGUAGUAGAUGUCAUUUUCGUGAGAUAUCUCGAGGCCUUUCGUUGGCGGUCAGAUGAGAGAAAAAUGAUCUGUGGUUUGUCUUUUGUACUGGUUUAUUUUGUGUAAAUAUUUUUUGGUUUGUUUUUCAUAUUUUGUGCAUGAUGUGCAUGUCCUCAAUAAAAAACAAAAUGUUGCUUUCA
Messenger RNA from Triplophysa rosa, 3257 nucleotides. RefSeq names its product dihydropyrimidinase like 4 (gene dpysl4). Gene Ontology annotation, cellular component: cytoplasm; cytosol. Gene Ontology annotation, molecular function: hydrolase activity, acting on carbon-nitrogen (but not peptide) bonds, in cyclic amides. The record is from RefSeq and is a predicted model, not a curated record. The transcript is spliced from 14 exons. NCBI's taxonomy places the organism in Eukaryota, Metazoa, Chordata, Actinopteri, Cypriniformes, Nemacheilidae. The coding region runs from base 92 to 2137 and encodes 681 amino acids.